This is a messenger RNA of Ceratina calcarata, 350 nucleotides long. RefSeq lists its product as uncharacterized. The transcript is spliced from 2 exons. Bases 27 to 293 code for a protein of 88 amino acids. The record is from RefSeq and is a predicted model, not a curated record. Lineage: Eukaryota; Metazoa; Arthropoda; Insecta; Hymenoptera; Apidae.
UGUAACCUUAAAUUAAACGUUAAACGAUGGCACAAGGUAAAUUGAAAGUAAAAGCCAAAGUGCCACCGUUAAAAGGAAAAAAUAAGGAUAAGAAUAAAAAGGGACCGGCGAUUCAACGACGAAAUAAUGCGCCAAUUCAGCCUAAAAAGAAGAAAUUGGAAGAGACCCACAAGUUGAAACAAAUGAUAACCAGAACAGUGAACAAAGCAAUGGAAGAUGAACUAAGGGAAAAAGCCUUGGAAGGAAAGAAGUCGCUUACGAAGAAGAAUCCAUCAACCACGAAAAAGAAGUAGUCUGUAACAUUAUUUGAUGGCUCGUAAUUAAGAAAAUAAAAGCUGAACAUAUUUGGA